This is a messenger RNA of Drosophila willistoni, 1728 nucleotides long. RefSeq names its product protein insensitive. The record is from RefSeq and is a predicted model, not a curated record. Gene Ontology annotation, biological process: positive regulation of neuron differentiation; negative regulation of Notch signaling pathway. Gene Ontology annotation, molecular function: transcription corepressor activity; DNA binding. Bases 404 to 1543 code for a protein of 379 amino acids. Gene Ontology annotation, cellular component: nucleus. Lineage: Eukaryota; Metazoa; Arthropoda; Insecta; Diptera; Drosophilidae. The transcript is spliced from 3 exons.
AAUUUAACAUUUUUAAAAUACAGUUUCAAAAAAUGCAUUAAAAUAUAAAUGUACAUAUAUAUGUAUUUACUUCAUUUUAUACACUUUAGGCACAUAAUUCAUAUAGUUAUAGAUAUACAUUUAGGAGAACAAACUAGAGAGAGAGAGAGAGAGAGCGGGAGAGAGAGAUCGAUCGAUAGCUUGGACCAGUUGGGAGAUAGAAAAUAGUCCACUACAAACAGGAUACGCUUACCUGAUCAAGGACUCAAAGCAGCAAUAGAACACUCCGACAGAGGGAUGUAUAUACAUGUGUUUGCCUGCAUGUGUGUAGUUUGAGUCUAGUUUGCCGCCAAAAACUUACCACAAUUUUUCGCCAGACAGUUGACGCUCAUCGCCCGAAACGAACGCUCGAACGCUGAAAACCAUGGACAAGCAAUCGUAUAAAAUAGAGCGCGUCAUUACCGCCAAUGGAUCAAAUUUUGUUAGCACCGAACAAAAUCAUGGACGGCCCAUGCUCCUGAAUGCCUGGACUCAAACAGAUAUGGAUGAUUUUAAAAUGUUGAAAUGCUUAAAUGAAGAUGCCAGCAUCGAAGCGGAGAACCGUGCAUUGCUUGAGAAAGUACGUUACCUGGAAGCCAAAUUGCAGCAGCAUUCCGACUUGCUCACUCAAAUUCAUGCCACUUCGGCACGAAUUCAGGCCACAACAAUGACAAGGGAUCCGCCGACGCCACCUGCACAGCAGCAGCAUCAGAUCUUGACGCCACCAAACUCUGUGAUAUGCGCACCCAUUCAGCCUCUGCAGCCGCGGCAUACCCAGGUGGUGGACUAUAAGAUCAUUACAGCGGAAGAUGAUACUGAUGCCAUUGAGAUACGUUUGGCGGCUGAAUCCUUGAAUAGCCUCAGUAGUUCAGCCGAUUCAGAUCGCCUGGAAAUCUGUUUGGGUGAGGAGCAGCAGCAACAUCAUCAUCACCAGCAGCCGCAGCAGCAGCAACAAAAACCACAUGAGCCACAGCAGCAGCACCAAAUUCAACCAGUUCAACCACAAAUCUUAAAUGUUAAGCGGGAUCGAGAUUCCAUUGUCAAAAAUGAAUCCUCUCCCCUGCAAUUCAUAAAGCGGCGCAAACUUCAAGAACUAAAUGACACAAACAGUCUCAAUGUGUCCUCCCAAUCGAAAGAUAAUGUAAUGGUCUCAAUUGGUCCCAAUAACACACUAGUUCCUGCGAGCAUAUUCGAGAACAUCAAUUGGUCUGCCUCCUCGCUGGCUACCCGCAAACUAUUAGUUACCAUAUUCGAUCGUGAGACCCUGGCAACACAUUCCAUGACAGGUAAACCAUCACCUGCUUUUAAGGAUCAGCAUAAGCCGCUAAAGCAAAUGUUAGAUCCACUGAAAAUAGCCGACAUCAUAUUCGCCGUAACUCACAAAUGUAGUGCAAGUGAGAAGGAGGUGCGCAAUGCCAUAACUACCAAAUGUGCCGACGAGAACAAAAUGAUGAAAAUCCAAAAAGGCAAAAGACUAAGUCUACAGAAUGUCGAUGGCGAUAAGGAGAAUAUCAGUAUUUCUUAAUCAUAUAAACGUAUUCAACCCACCAACUCACUUAUUUUAUAUAUAGAAACGUCUCCAAUACAUUGACUUAAUCCUUACGUUUAGGCUAAUCUCUAUAAAGAUCUCGAAGAAGGUUAUGAUUUCUUUGAACAACCUUAGUAUAUACAACGAUCUAGUUUAAAUAAAUGAAAAUAUUUAUAAUGAAA